AUGGCACUGGGGCUCGUGGUCGCAAGGUGGCUGUUGCUGCGGACAGGCGACGGGCCGAGCGCACCCUUCGGCAAGGAACUGACCAGAACCUGCUGGAAGCUGAUGGUGGCGACGCGAGGGAAGCGCAGAGAACUCGUUGGAUCAUGCGCAUGCAGCAGGAUGUUGAGCAAGCACCGCCACCGGUACGACGACAACAGCGCCAGGAUGCGGCUACGGGCGGGGGGGGCGGUGCGCAAACGCACGGCGGAGGGAAUCAGUCGCGGGCGAGAGGCCAUGGCCCAUGUCGUACAACGCCAUUGGACGUAG
Ectocarpus siliculosus is the source of this 306-nucleotide messenger RNA. The record is from the annotation of a GenBank genome assembly. NCBI's taxonomy places the organism in Eukaryota, Phaeophyceae, Ectocarpales, Ectocarpaceae.